This is a messenger RNA of Cygnus olor (mute swan), 2998 nucleotides long. RefSeq names its product endoplasmic reticulum-golgi intermediate compartment 1 (gene ERGIC1). The record is from RefSeq and is a predicted model, not a curated record. Gene Ontology annotation, cellular component: Golgi membrane; endoplasmic reticulum membrane; endoplasmic reticulum. The transcript has 10 exons. Lineage: Eukaryota; Metazoa; Chordata; Aves; Anseriformes; Anatidae. Gene Ontology annotation, biological process: endoplasmic reticulum to Golgi vesicle-mediated transport; retrograde vesicle-mediated transport, Golgi to endoplasmic reticulum. The coding region runs from base 128 to 1000 and encodes 290 amino acids.
GCCGCCCAAUGGGCUGGUGCAGCGCGGCGGCGGGGCCGGCACUUCCUGGGCCUUGCAGCCGGCGGCAGCGGGGCGAGAGCCGGGGCCGGGGGGCCCGCAGCUGAGCCCGGCGCCCUCCACCAGCACCAUGCCCUUUGACUUCAGGAGGUUUGACAUCUACAGGAAGGUGCCAAAAGACCUUACACAGCCAACCUACACAGGGGCUAUUAUCUCUGUCUGCUGCUGUCUCUUCAUACUGUUUCUCUUCCUGUCUGAGCUCACCGGAUUCAUAGCCACUGAAAUAGUUAAUGAGCUGUAUGUGGAUGACCCAGACAAAGACAGUGGAGGUAAAAUAGAAGUUAAUCUGAACAUCAGUUUACCAAACCUGAAUUGUGAAUUAGUUGGACUAGACAUCCAGGAUGAAAUGGGAAGGCAUGAAGUGGGUCAUAUUGACAACUCGAUGAGGAUACCUCUCAAUAAUGGGGAUGGCUGCAGGUUUGAGGGACAUUUCAGCAUCAACAAGGUCCCUGGUAACUUUCAUGUGUCAACGCACAGUGCCACUGCGCAGCCUCAGAAUCCCGACAUGACUCACAUCAUCCACAAGCUCUCAUUUGGGGACAAGUUACAAGUCCAGAAUGUUCAUGGAGCAUUCAAUGCCUUGGAGGGAGCAGACAAACUCAGCUCAAAUCCUCUAGCCUCUCAUGAUUACAUAUUGAAGAUAGUCCCAACGGUGUAUGAAGACAUGAGCGGCAAGCAGCGAUACUCGUACCAAUAUACUGUAGCAAAUAAGGAGUAUGUAGCCUACAGUCACACUGGCCGCAUUAUCCCAGCUAUCUGGUUUCGUUACGAUUUGAGCCCCAUCACAGUGAAAUACACAGAGAGGCGACAGCCUUUGUACAGGUUUAUCACAUCGAUAUGUGCCAUCAUUGGGGGAACGUUUACUGUAGCUGGGAUCCUCGACUCCUGCAUUUUCACAGCAUCAGAAGCCUGGAAGAAGAUCCAGCUGGGGAAGAUGCAGUAGCGGUGAAACUCAUCUCCAAGGACAGGAGCAAAGAUUGAGAAACCUACCACUACCUGUUUUUGUCUUUAUUUUCUAUUUGAUUGAAUCAGUAAGUUUUUCUCUAAUAAGGCUGUUCAGUGAAGACCUCUUCAACAAAUCAAAGAAAUUUCCAUGCAUUUCAGAGCUCUGAGAGAAAAAAAAAUAAAAAUCAAUGGAAUCAGGGCUUAGAUUUUGAUUCUGUCCCCCCAGAAACGGGUUGAAAUGCUAUAUAUGAAAUAUACUGUCAGAUCUAAGUAAGGAGAACAGGAUCUUCUGUGGGAGGUUCCGAUGGCAGUGUACAAACUAAGUAGUAGAUUACAAAGAGUUAAGCUGUCUUUUGGCACUUUUUGGAAUUUGUUGGAUUUGCAUGAUUAGACAAUCGACUUUUAUAUAACACAAAGUUAUACAUUAGGAAGAAAUUCCACCCUUGGUGCCAAAAAGGUGAUGUAUCUGUUGGUGAGGAAUGGAAAGUGUUAGUUCCCAUAGCAAGCUUUAGAGACAGAGGGCAGAAAUAACAUCAAGAAAUGUCUUGGGCUUUUGUGGAAAGCUCUUUCGCUCAGAUAUGACCUUUCUAAUGAAAUGAGCAAAUUUGAAAAGGAAGCUUUCCCCCAGCUACUUUUUCCUGGAUGAUCUGUGAUCCAGGCAGAGGAAGGGCCGUUCUUUUACUCUGGAUGUAAAAGUGGUUUAAUUUCUUCCCAGAAACUGAAUAUCCAGUCUUGUGUUUACAGGUGGCAUGAAGUAAAAACCAAACUGAGCAACACAGUUUCAUGUGGCCUUUGCUUUGAAAGGGAAUAGUUGUCUUACAGCAUUAGCUUUUAUUCUUUCUUCUGUGUUUUGUUUUUUUUUAAACACAGACCACCCAGCAGUCUGGACUCUGCAAUUCUGCUUUAAUAUUAUUAUUAUUAUUAUUAUUAUUAUUACUGUUGUUGUUAUUUUGAAAAGGGGUUGUCCAUUCUACGUGUCCAGAAAAAUGAUGCAGUCUUCUGGGUGGAUGAGCACAGUUUACUGUCUUGCUUUGUGUGUGUAUAUUGAAUACACUUGUAAAACACAGGAAGCCUGUCUCUUCACGGUUUAAGGUGCCUACCUGUUUCUUUAAAAUUCAAUCAGGCAUCUUUCCUGAGCCCUAGACUGACACUGUUCACCCACAGGUACACCAGUAGCAGGGCAGGCAUUCCCACAACCCGGCCCCUGCUAGCAAUUUUCUUCUGUUCCUUAAAACGGUACCUGAACUUCCAUGCCCGUUCAUUCAAGCCUUGUCUUCUGAGACCUCCAAUAAAUGGAGGUGUGAGGGGAAAGCUACUGCCAGGUGUGGCUUGUGUGCAACGAUAGACAUGAGUUCACUGAUAAUGAGACCAAUGCCCACCAGUGCAUUCUCCAUACCCUCCUAACGUUCCUUGAGUAGUAACAGUCACUGCAUGCUUUGUGAGUGUCUGAGCUGAGGAUACACAGAUUUUAAGUGUUCCAGGAUAGACAAAAAUCAUAAAAAAUUAAAAUCCUUAACUCAAUCAAUGGUAUAAAUUCUAAGACGGGUGCAGGAUUUCUCUUGGAUAAUAUCUACUGUCCAUUGCCUUUUCCUGGAGGCCAAAGUGUCCAAACAUUUUGUUGUAAUAAUAUGAAACUUUGAAUAUUCAGUGUUAAUGCUAGAGUCAGAUACAUUUCAAAAGUGUUCCUAAUACAUGUCUGUUGAAAUUGUCUCAUUCUUUUGGAAGUAGGGAAGGUAGCCAGUUUUAUCUGCACACAAACAUACAUGCCCACACCCCCCUAAAAAUAAAAAGGCCAACAACCCCCCACCCCUACCCUGGCCCAUUUUCUGCCCUGUAGUGAUUCCUGACCAGUUACAGCAUUGGAACUUUUCCUUGUUCUUAUUAUGGACUGAUUGCUGUUCCUUUAGGUGUAAACUGGAUUGUGUAAUUUCCUGUAUCUGUUAACGUAUGGAUAGAUUUUAUACAUUUUUUCCAUUUACAAAAAUCAACUUGAAAA